UUAUAUUUGUGCUUCCUACGCCACCACGACCCAUCAUGGCACCUUCAGAGACCGCCAUUCUGAGCAAUUUUCUCUUGGCCCCAGCUCCUCUGCCAACAAUCAUGUCAUUGCAGCAUUUUACUGAGCUCUUUCCAAAGAGGCUGCGUUCUCAUCCCCACAUCCGGGUUCUCUAUCGUGAGCUGCAAGAGAUCCGCGAGCAAGAUAUGGACCUGGUCAACGAAAAUAUCGACAAGGAAACAGUCCAAGGUGACCGCCAGAAGGCAGAGCUCCGUAAAUCCUUGAUGAAGACAGGCAUUGAUGGCAUGAGCGCGUCUGACCAGCGUGAGAUGGACAUGGAUGUUGAAUUGUUCGGGCAGACGAACUCGAUGUCCGAUUAUCAUUCGGUGCCCAGUCUGCUCGACGCUAUGCAGGCGGCGUGCUCUAACGUUGAACGGGAAGUAGCUGAAGUCGACAGGGAGGCGAGCUCGCUCUUGUCCAAUCUCAAUGAUCUGGUCGGUGAUCUGAGUGACCUGCGGUAUGGCAAGAUGCAAGGCCCUGCGGGCACGACAGGCGACGAGGUUGUCAAUGAGGCCAUAAGGGGUCUCCAAAAUCUCGAAAAUGCAACAAUCUCUCGUCAAGUCUCUCGAUCCCGACAACCUCACCCCUCCACAAUGCCAUCCAUCACCCUCCACCCGCGCGCGUCGCGAUCGCCCUCACGCGUCCCCAACCCUCUCCCCCAACUCCUCCAGACGCCCUCUGGCCUUGCCCUCCUAGAGCUCCAGGGAACAAUCAACAUCCCAUCCCAAGACGAAGCCACCACCUCUUCAGCCGAAGCACCCGACGCAUCCGUGUUCGAGACCCCGAUCGGCAAGCUCAUGUUCCCCGAUUACUCACCGCAGGAUCCCGCAGACGACACAGCAUGGAUGAAGCGGGUCUAUCUGUACGUCGGACGCUACCAACGCAUCACAGGCGAGGUGAAGAAGCUGCCGAAGCCACUUGCCAUCGUGCAGCGCAGAGCAAAGCCGGCGGGUUCAGCCGGGGACGACGCCGACGAAUUGGAGGUGGUUGAAGUGGUGCGCUACAAAAUUUACUUCAAAAGUCGACCGGAGCCUGUCAAUGACAUCUGAGGGCUGGAGCUCUUGGAAGGGAACGGCUGGCAUAUGAUCGAGGGCCAUUUCUUGGUUCUACGGAUAUCUGCCUUGGUAGGAGCUUGUAAUGGAGAUGUCAGCGGCUGAACCUAGUUGCUUGUCGUUCAAAACUUGAGAGGAAGACGGUUGAAACCUGGCACAACGCGUGCCAGUAACACGUCCAGAGAAACCAUAUUCUUUGCUCGUCAAGGCGAGAUCAGAGCCCAUCUGGCUCCCACGGACCCAGAGCUUAGCAAGCGGUCAGAGAUAUAAGAAGGGGUGAUGUAGGAAAAGUUUGGACUGGCUCGCACG
Molecule: messenger RNA, 1418 nt
Organism: Aspergillus homomorphus CBS 101889
Lineage: Eukaryota; Fungi; Ascomycota; Eurotiomycetes; Eurotiales; Aspergillaceae
Exons: 2
Coding region: 36-1106 (356 amino acids)
Biological process (GO): chromosome segregation; mitotic sister chromatid cohesion
Cellular component (GO): Ctf18 RFC-like complex; kinetochore; Mis6-Sim4 complex
Source: RefSeq, a predicted model, not a curated record